Triticum turgidum subsp. durum (durum wheat) is the source of this 243-nucleotide messenger RNA. Lineage: Eukaryota; Viridiplantae; Streptophyta; Magnoliopsida; Poales; Poaceae. The record is from the annotation of a GenBank genome assembly.
AUGGGUGCCAAGGUUGCAGCGACCGCCCUCUUCUUCCUCCUCCUCACCUUUGCUUAUGGGAAGAAGGAUACGCCAUGCGAAGGGCCGAGCCAGACCUAUCAUGCAGUCUGCGCCAACCCAGCCUGCGACGCGGCCUGCAUCACCGAGGACUACAAAGGUGGAUACUGCAGCCCAGGAAGGCUCAACACAUGCCUCUGUACUAACAAGUGUCACGACCAAACUCUUCCGCCCAACAGGGUCUGA